This is a messenger RNA of Thyridium curvatum, 459 nucleotides long. RefSeq lists its product as uncharacterized. Bases 1 to 459 code for a protein of 152 amino acids. The transcript is spliced from 2 exons. Gene Ontology annotation, biological process: polyketide metabolic process. Lineage: Eukaryota; Fungi; Ascomycota; Sordariomycetes; Thyridiales; Thyridiaceae. The record is from RefSeq and is a predicted model, not a curated record.
AUGUCCGCACCACCGCAACAGAAUGGCUUCCUGGAGGAGCUCAAGUCCGCCGAGGCGGAGAUGAGGGAUCGAAUGAUGAAAUACACGGCAGCCUGGCAAGCGGGAGAUUUGGACACUAUCAUGUCAUACUUUGUUGACGAGGGCCUGGAUUACUCGGAUUACGGAAUCAUGGCCCUGCAUAUGGACAAGAAGGCGCUCACAGAGGCGUUCAAGCAGAUGGCAACUCUGUUCGGAGACAUGAAGCUCGAGACGACCUCGGUCCGCGGCGCCGUCGACUUUUGCGUAUGGGAAUGCGUAUUCGAGUUCACGCUCAAGGAGGAUAUGCCGGGGGUCCCGUACCAGAAGGGCGAGCGAUGCAAGCUGUUCAGUGCGAGCACGAUUGAGUGGAACGCCGAAGGCAAGAUUGUCAAGGAGAGGGAUUAUGCAGUGUGGGCAAAGCCGGCUGUGAAGCAUGGGUAG